Linum trigynum is the source of this 1427-nucleotide messenger RNA. The record is from the annotation of a GenBank genome assembly. Lineage: Eukaryota; Viridiplantae; Streptophyta; Magnoliopsida; Malpighiales; Linaceae.
UAUCUAGAUAAAUAAUGAUAAAAAGGAAGACUUUUGAGUGUCCUUUCUCUAAUCAAAUCUCCUUCUCUCUGUUAUCAAGCUUCUGGUUUCCUUAUUCUGGGUUUUCUAUUUGGUUACUGGGAAUAAGGUGAACGAUCAGUGGCCACCUUACUUUGAUGGGGAUUAUACUAACAUAAUGAUACACAGGGUCGAUUAAAGUGACCUAAUUUUCCAUUUUUGACAAAAACAAACCUAAAGAAGAAAACAUAGCAGACCUAGGGUAACCGCCUGUUCUUCCAUAAUCGACGGCGUCGGCUGUGCGAAGCAUCUGCUUUCACCGUCUAGGUGCACUGCGUCUGUCCCGGUGUGGCCGCGCCGCCCUCUCAACCUGCUUCAUGACCUCGCUCGUCUCUUUUGCCAUCGUUCAAACACCCGCCAUCACCGCCGCUGUGGUUUCGUCGAUUCUUUAACCCCAGAUCUAGCCACCAUCCGACCCAACUCCAGAUCUUCAAUCGCAGGAUAAUCAUCUACGCCAAGACCACCGCUGCUCUCAUUCACCCUCUCUGCUCGUAGUGACGGUUGCUCUCCCCUCGUCCCCUGUUUCUGACCAUAACAACUACUUACCUUCUUCCCCUCGUCGCCGUACCCAUCCCUCUCCUUCCGACCAGAAUAGCUAAGAGCGCUUGACGAUUCGCUUGCCUUUGUUCUAGAUUAACCAGAUUUAUUUGAUGAGGAGGAGAAGGAGAUGGCACCACGAGAGGAGGGAAGUGAUUGCGGUGAAAAAAGGAAUAUGAGGGGAAAAAAUCUGUCGUCUCCUUCAGCGCUCCGUCGUCUCCUCGCCAGCGCUUCGUCUGUCUCUUCGCCAGCGCUCCGACGUUUCCUUCGCCAAAAGCCCCGACCGGGAGCGACGCUAGCUUUUUCCGGCUUUCACAUGACGAGGGACGAAGCCGGCGCCGUUGAUUUUGGUUCAGUGUGGGCGAUGGGUUUGGUUUGGCCGGAGGAGGAGAGGGCUUCUUCUUUGAGGGAGGAAUUCGAACGGGGAGAAUUGGUGGAAGAGAAUGAAGAGAGAGAGAGAGAGUGAUUAGAUAAUGUGUUGAUUUUUCCCUUUUCUUAUUUCAUUUUCCCAUUAAUUUUAAUUAGGUGCCACAACAGAAAAAAUGUGCCACAUGUACGGUUUCUUUCCACGUCGGAGUCAACUGACGGCUGACCAGACGGAGAGUUGACAAUUUGGCUAAUAAAAUGUUUUCGAAUAGGUUUGGCUAUUAUUUUGUUUUCGGGUGAAAGGUUUGGCUAUUAAAUUAUUUUUACCCUAUAUUUUAAUGAGAAAUAAUUGUGAUAAUAGAGUUGAUCAUCAUCGAACCAUUCGACCUGUUAAAUCACUUAGCAUGAUUGAUGAUUCAAUCCAAGUUAACAAGUUUUAUGACCAGAUAUAAAAUUUAUAAGUAAAA